AUGAUUUAAUAGAAAAAAUAUUUUAACAAUUAAGAAGAAUUUUUAAACUCUUCGCUUUUAUCUCAUUAGGUUCUCCAUAUAGCUCUGAGCUUCAAAGAAAUUGAUAAAGAAGGUGCAUCAUGUUUAGGUUCUGCAUUAGCAAAUUGCACUAAUCUCACAACUUUGGAUUUUGAUCUUAGUUGUAAUUAGAUUGGUGUAAUCGGUACAUAAGACUUAGGUUCUGGAUUAGCAAACUGCAAAAAUCUCUCAAGUUUGAUAUUUUAUCUUAUUGAAAAUUAAAUUGGUGAUGAAGGUUCAUUAUACUUAGGUUCUGCUUUAGCAAAUUGCACUAAUCUCUCAAAUUUGGCACUUUUCCUUUCUUCCAAUCAAAUUGGUAAUAAAGGUUUGUCAAGCUUAAUAUCUGCUUUAGCAAAUUGCACUAAUCUAUCAAAUUUAACACUUGAUUUGAGUUAGAAUGAAAUUGGUGAUGAAGGUGUAAUAGGCUUAGGUUCUGCCUUAGCUAAUUUCACUAACCUCUCCAAUUUAACACUAUAUUUUAGUUGCAAUAAAAUUUAUGAUGGAGGUCUAUCAGGCUUAGAUUUUGCUUUAGCAAAUCACACUAAUCUCUCAAAUUUGACACUUGAUUUUAGUUCCAAUAAAAUUAGCGCAAUUGGUGCAUCAGGCUUAAGUUUUGCUCUAGCAAAUUUUACCAAUCUCCUAAAUUUAACAAUUUAUCUCAGUUGUAAUAAAAUUGGUGAUAAAUAUGAAUCCGAUUUAUGUUUUGGUUUUAAAAAUUGCACUAAUCUCUCAAAUUUGAAACUUUAUUUUAGCUCCAGUCAAAUUGAUGAUGAAUGUGCAUCAGCCUUAAGUUAUUCUUUAGGAAAUUUUACCAAUCUCACUAAUUUAGAACUUUAUCUCAGUUACAAUAAAAUUGGUUCAACAGGUGCAUCAGGUUUAGGCUCUGCUUUAAGAAAUUUCACUAAGCUUACAAGUUUGUCACUUGAUUUAUGUUCCAAUGAAAUUGGUGCAAUAGGUGCAUCAGACUUAGGUACUGGUUUAGCAAAUUGCACUAAUCUCUCAAAUUUGACAAUUGAUUUUAGUGGCAAUAAAAUUGGUGAUGAAGGUGUAUCAAACUUAUGUUAUGCUUUAGCAAAUUGUACUAAUCUUUCAAAUUUGAAUCUUAAUCUUUGUUCCAACGAGAUAGCUGAUACAGGUGCAUCAGGCUUAAGUUCCGGUUUAGUAAAUUGCACUAAUCUGUCAAAUUUAAAACUUAAUCUUCGUGGUAAUAAAAUUGGUGAUAAUGGUGGAUCAGACUUACUUUUUAAUUUAGCAAAUUGCACUAUUCUUUCAAGUUUGAUACUUUAUCUUAUAAAAAACGAAAUCAAUGAAUCAUAAUAAUUGAAAUUAAAAAGCAGGUGUCUUAAAUUAAAAAGAUUAGUUGUCUUUAAAAUAUAUUUAAAAUGA
Messenger RNA from Tetrahymena thermophila SB210, 1443 nucleotides. Its product is annotated as cyclic nucleotide-binding domain protein. Gene Ontology annotation, molecular function: GTPase activator activity; small GTPase binding. Gene Ontology annotation, biological process: nucleocytoplasmic transport; activation of GTPase activity. The transcript is spliced from 17 exons. NCBI's taxonomy places the organism in Eukaryota, Ciliophora, Oligohymenophorea, Hymenostomatida, Tetrahymenidae. Gene Ontology annotation, cellular component: cytosol; perinuclear region of cytoplasm; nucleus. The record is from RefSeq and is a predicted model, not a curated record.